AUGGCACAUCAUCUCACGGAGCCUUCAGCAGAUCAACCUCUGCAGCCUCGAAAAGAAAGCUACAAGACAAAAAUGGGUUCCCCAGAGCGACCCAAAAGCCCAAAUGCGCUGCUGAAGAGAUCCUUUAGCACCCCAGAUACGGCACAAUUACAGAAGCAGGCAUCAGACGAUUCUCAACAUUCGUCUACGGGCGAGAAGAAGCGAAACAAGCUUGGAUAUCACAGAACCUCCAUUGCCUGUAGCCACUGUCGGCGAAGAAAAAUACGUUGCAUUGCAUCUCCUGAUGUUCCCAAUCGAUGCGUGAACUGUAUUCGAUUGAAAAAAGAGUGCAGCUUUUAUCCUGUUGAUCAACAGCCGGGAACAGACACACGCCCCAAAGCCCCGUCGCGCCAAACAGGCGGCCCAACUGCAUCAUCUGCUUCGUCCUCUCCAGCCGUUGGCACUGGCAGCCCAGCGGGCACUCCCUCGGCGGUGAUGGGAAGCGGCAUUAACAUGACCGGCAGCCAUGGUCCAAACACCGACUAUUUCUCAUCUGAUGCUAGCGUCUCCCCCAAUGGUAUACCCGCCAGCAACCAAUAUACCUUCUCAAACCAGCCUACGUCAGGUUGGGUACCAACAGGCUCGACAAACGUUUCGAAACCCGAAGACAUGGCACCAGUCCCAUGGCACGCGUAUCCAACGGAAUCGCCCAUGAGUGGCCAAUUUUCUCCGUACACGCAGACAUCCACUGCCUCAGUUACUUGGACAUCUGGAACGUCCGAAGCUGGGUCGCACGAUGAAAUGGCAUGGGGAGAGUUUCCAACGCCAAUGAGAUCGCUGUCAUACAGCGGCGAAAGCACCGGCAGCCAUCCGCAGGCAUCAUUCAUGCCAAUAGCCCAGCCGCAACCAUACGAGCGUCGACAGUCCAACUUUUCGGACGUGUAUCCCCCUUUUCCAACGAACAUGGCUGGUGGAAACCCAAUCGCGAGCAACCCACCACAGAUGGUAACUGGUGCACCAUUCGCAUCAGGCGUAAACCCAUGGCAGUCACAACAGCUUCUUGCGACUCAGGGUUCUGCUGCGGAUUGGCAAUAUGGCACAACGGAUGGAACUCAAGCAAUGAUAAUGGAGGAUCAAAGAGCAGCACCAGGGGUCACACAAGCUCCAUCUGGUAUAUACUACUCCACCUGA
Pochonia chlamydosporia 170 is the source of this 1170-nucleotide messenger RNA. RefSeq names its product fungal Zn binuclear cluster domain-containing protein. NCBI's taxonomy places the organism in Eukaryota, Fungi, Ascomycota, Sordariomycetes, Hypocreales, Clavicipitaceae. The transcript is spliced from 4 exons. Bases 1 to 1170 code for a protein of 389 amino acids. Gene Ontology annotation, biological process: regulation of DNA-templated transcription. Gene Ontology annotation, molecular function: zinc ion binding; DNA-binding transcription factor activity, RNA polymerase II-specific. The record is from RefSeq and is a predicted model, not a curated record.